CUCGCUGACUAUCGACCCUGUACCCCAUAAACACAUCCUUACAGUGUGCGAUAUGACCUCCCAAAGAAUCGCAAACAGUGUCCCAGGCUACGCCAAAUUGCCUUUCUUGUCCGCAGCGGUGGUGUCCAACGGCUUUGUAUACUGCUCCGGACAGAUCGGUGCUACCCCUGAUGGAAAGCUUGUCGAGGGUCCCAUCACUAAACGGGUCGAGCAGAUCAUGGAUAAUCUGGAAGCCGUGUUGAAAGCCCAUGGGAGCGGGCUCGAGCAUACUGUCAAAUUCAACAUCUUUAUCACCUCCUACGACAUCUUUGACGAGCUCAACGCCGCAUACACCAAGCGUGUUCCAUCACCCCCGCCUGCCAGGAGCUGCAUAGGGGUGGCAACCCUUCCCAGGGGAACGGAUGUAGAGAUUGAGUGCGUGGCUGUGCUGCCUACCACGGCCAAGUUGUAGGAGGGCAACAACAUCAGUGCUGUGGUUCGGCGUCUUGGGUCGUCAGAUCUGAGUUGGAGCGCGCCGGUAGUGAGAUGGCUGUCAAGCUCGGCGUGAGCUAUGAGGAAGCUGCAGCCUAUGCAUCUUUCUAUAUGCCA
Cryptococcus amylolentus CBS 6039 is the source of this 588-nucleotide messenger RNA. RefSeq lists its product as hypothetical. Gene Ontology annotation, molecular function: deaminase activity. NCBI's taxonomy places the organism in Eukaryota, Fungi, Basidiomycota, Tremellomycetes, Tremellales, Cryptococcaceae. The transcript is spliced from 4 exons. Gene Ontology annotation, cellular component: mitochondrion; cytosol. The coding region runs from base 53 to 451 and encodes 132 amino acids. The record is from RefSeq and is a predicted model, not a curated record.